AUGGAACGGCAAACGAGGCCGGAGGCGAUGAAUGCCUCCCCUCACCACUCGAAAGUUAAAGUCACACUGACCAUGGGCAAUCCUCUUUAUGUUGCUGGAGGGUACGUGAGCGGGAAGAUGGAGAUGGAGUGUCGAGCAGAUAAAGGCCUUGGAAUCGGCACUAUGAUGGUUGAGCUUACUGCAGUUCAAGAACUUACAUCUCGGGAUCACUCUGCGACGUCAACGUUCCUGCGAUCGCGCCGGCUUUUCCAAGGCCCUGGUCUUCCACCUUCGAAUGCAGUGCAAGCGCACCCGCUUCCAGGGGACCCACCGUUGCCCCCACACUAUCAUCAGGCCCGGCGAGGACUCACCACCUUCUUAUUUCGUAUCCCCUUACCCUCCAGCUCGCCGGCUUCGAUUAGCUUUGGGUCAGGCAUUGCACGGGUGAAGUACGAGGCGAAGGCAAGUGUGCAGGUAGCGUGGAAAGGCGAGAAGACACUUGUGAUCGACAAGAAGGAGCUUGACGUGGUGGAGAGUUUUGAACAGGAUUUUGGGAGGUCUGAACCGGAAGGGGUAGUGGUAGGAGAGAAUGGAAAGAUAUUCGUGCAAGGAAGGGUGGUCGGUGGCGUCCUGAUAUCAGGAGAAAGUGGUUGCGUAGAGCUUCAGGUGAAAAACCACUCCAGCAAGAAGAACACAGGGUUAACGAUCACGCUUUCGAGACAUCUGCUGUUGCUCGGCGCUGCUCCUGGUGAGAAGCCACCGUUGCAGCUCUCUGAUACGCUCGCUGUGAUACCGUACCGUGGUCAGGAAUACAUCAUACCACCGGGCGCUGAAGGCGAGCCAGUCUUGUGUUUGACGUUCCCAAGUCCGCAAAGAGGCUCAAGAGAGGACGACGAUGGACGGACGUCCGAGGCCCUCUUCGAAGUCCGUUGCAUCGUCGGGGUGAAGCUUAAUAUGGGCCUAGGAAGUAAGGACAUCAACCUAGACAUUCCCGUUACUGUGGCGCACUCCGCUGCCCUACCUGCAUUGCCUGAUCCCACACCGUAUCCCGGUAAUCCAUACACGUACACCCCCCCUGAGCAACCACCUUUCGUGCCGUCUAACGUGCCACCCCAAGCCCCCUACGUCGACCCUCACACACCUUAUGGCUACCCAGUUCAGCUGCCCAUGUCACCCCCCAUUCCAGCUUACAUCGAACAAGGUCAUGUGUGGUUGCCUCCCCCCGCACCCCCGGCAAGUUACAACCAAGCUUACAAUCACUACCCUCCUCCCUUUUACCCGGUUACUGGAUCGGCUAUGCCUCCUUAUAUGGUUGCCUCACCUGCUCCUCUCCACGUGCCAUACGUCAUUCCUACAAGGCCGUCCAGUGCUGGCGCACGAAUGGCUUCACAGGUUGUCACCUCUGGUCUCCCCGUAACAUCUGAUCAGAAUCCCGUCCUCCACCCGCUCGAUAAUAGCGCGGAACAUUAUGCUGGCCCUGAGGAAGGCAAGGGCGAACGAGCAUCCAGGAUUACUCAACAUCUCAGGUUAUCUUCGCGAAAUCGUUCAGUUUCACCGACAUCCCAUCGUUUCCCCCUUCCACCAUCUGCUAUCGUCGAAAACAUCAUUCCCGAGGUGCCCCCGGUAUCAGUACCAAUUCCCCAACGGCAACCCCAGAUGCAAACACUGGCUAACCUUCCUCCGCCGCCUGCUACUGAUACACAUGCGCCCUCACUUUCUCCACCCGACGUGUCCAAGGUCGUGUAUUCUCCCCGACCUCUUCUCUCUCCAAAGCAUUCAUUUAGCAUUGAUCCAAUUACAAAGAACUCGGUCAGUCGGAGCGAGAGGGUGGAGGCGUUGGAGAAGAUGGCAGAAGCCGUGAAUGAAGACCCUUCGUCGGACAUUCCCAAGCUGGCUACGGCAGAACUAGACUCGCUUCACGCUCCUUCCUCUGAUCUCAACGUUGCGAAUAAAACUCUCCCAACGCCUCCGGCUCGUAGUUUGAAGAAGCACUCAUUCUUCUCACCACUCUCCGCCUCUCGCCCACCUGUUGAUCAAUUAUUCGUGGCUCCUGUGCCUGACACCCUUUCGCCUCCGGAUCCAGUGCCAUCUGAACAGACACCUCCCACCCCGACGCUGACUGCGGUGCAUCCUAACGCACGCCCGAAGUCAAAUCACGGCCUUCUCAGCUUGAGCGGGCCAAAUGAGAGUGAGAGUGGACUGGACGCUUUGGAACGACGGCUCCUCGCUGCAGUGGGAACGCGGAAGAUUGAAUCCAACGCUAGACCUGAUGUUCGGACGGUGCUACCCAUUACCAUUCCGCCGGCGAAUACAAAGGCUGAGCCGCUGAAUGAUUCCGCAAUAUCUAGUCUGACGUUAGCUGAUCACGGUGGGGAUCUUGGAGGGGAUCUCGGGUUAGAUCACGACGAUUGGGAUGAUAGGACACAUAAAGCGGCUAAGUCGAGCCUUUCUGGUGAUGAUAGGGAUAGGGACGGGGAUACCAACAGGGGACCAGAGGGAGGUGCACGAGGUCGUGGUUCGGGAUCAACCAAAGCGAAGAGCGAUUCCGGCAGGACGAGGGAUGGCGGAAAGAAGAAAGUCCGCAAUACAGAAUCAAAUAAGAGGAAGGCAGCGAAGGGAAGGGUGGCAGCCUGGUUGGGCGCCAUCGAACCUACUACACCCCCGGAGCAAUCGCCCACAGACGGUACACCACUUGAUGGCGACCAGAGCUCUGGGCCCUUUGAUAGCGGCGAGGUGCUUGUCAAACAAGAUGUUGCUCCUCCUGUUGCUAUUACGAAGGAAGAGGCGACCGAAGGGAACGCACAGGAAUCACAACCACCGGAUGAUGUAUCUUCUGUGCCGAACCCACGGUCCUCAGGCUUCGUUCCGAUCGGUACAUUCAAGCGAGAUACGUUCCGACGCUAUGCUACAGGUCGCGGUGGCCCCGUCGUAAACCCAGCAGCCGAAGAAGCAGAGGGGAUAGCUAACUUGUGGUCCAGCAAAGGGGACGACGCUCUGAAAUCCAAGCCGUUCGCACUACGUGCAAAUCCCCCUAUGGCUAUGCAGUCGAUACGCACAGACAAAGACGUCUCCCCACCGUCAGCCUCUUCGGUGAAGGACGGUGUAACCAUGAAGCACCGUCUAACAAUCCAUGCGCAUUACCCCAACCCGCCCAGCCUUACAUCAAGCAAUUCAGCACACAGACUCCCGGUCUAUCCUCCACAGCCUUUGGAUCCGGAAGUCAAGUACGACGUCCGUUCUGCUAGAGGAGGUCGUGGCGGCAAAGUUACCGCUGUGGCGGCCAUUUGGGCGGCUGGUGCCUUCAAGAAGGCCGAUAGUCCACCACCUGAUAAGCCAGUAGUCGCACCGAAGCCUAAGAAGGUUAUUCCUCCUCCAUUCGUCACCAAGAAGCCCGCUGCCCGUGCCCCUCCAUUGAUCGCCUCGAAACCUCCGUUGCUGCUCUCAGCCGCAAGGAAAAAGUCCCCAUCCUCCGCUGCAAGUAGCGAUGGGAGCACAGCGGCCGCGCGUACUGAUUCCACAGUUGAUAACAAGGCCAAGCACGUCACAAAGUCUUCGUCUGUCCCGGCAAUGGUUUCGUCCUCUCUUGCCAUACCCGUGCUAUCGUCAACCGCGUCGCUCGCACGGCCUGUGACGAAAGCCAAGACCCCAAUCAAGCCACCCCCGACCCUGUUCGAAACAAAUGCCCCCCGGGUCAGCGCCCAACACCAGGGUCUUCCCGCUCGGGCUCCUUCAGGUACAAAGACCGACCUUGCGUUUGGUCAGGCGCGUCUUAGAGAUUUAAUCCGUAAAUAUCAAGGUCAGUCAACGUAA
This is a messenger RNA of Pleurotus ostreatus (oyster mushroom), 3789 nucleotides long. RefSeq lists its product as uncharacterized. NCBI's taxonomy places the organism in Eukaryota, Fungi, Basidiomycota, Agaricomycetes, Agaricales, Pleurotaceae. Bases 1 to 3789 code for a protein of 1262 amino acids. The record is from RefSeq and is a predicted model, not a curated record. The transcript is spliced from 5 exons.